AUGUCCCAAUCGCGGCUUCUUUCAACAGCGGAUGGUGGCCCAGCCUCGCCUCCCCCUUCCAACUUUUGGCAAUGGCUCGCUUUCGGCACCCUCCCUCAGGCACCAAGUUUGGCUUUUGUAGUGCAUCACCAAUCUUCUGGUUGCCUCUCUAAUAUUUUUGCUCCUUCCACAUCAUCUUCGACUUCGCCGUCAGAUCAGCUUGGGUUCCGCUGCUCCUUCGGUCAACUGCUCGAUGCCGUCGAGAGAUUUGCAACCAUUCUUUACGCCAAGGGCUUGCGCGAGGGUCAUGUAGUCGCUUCUUUCAUUGGCAAUGACCGUUCGGUGGAAUGGGCUCUUCUUCUGUGGGCAUCGUGGAGGGUUGGCGCUGUUUUCGCACCAGUGGAGCCCGGCCUGUUGGGCCGGAGCACAGAAUUGAGAGAGGUUUGCAAGCUGUUGAAUCCCAAAGUCGUGGUACUUAAUAAUUCGACAGACAUGAGGUCGUGGAUGGAAAACGACAUGGGAGAUGAAAACAAAGUAAUUCGGCUCACUUGCGGUGAAAACAUCGACAACGACGGAAACAAGUGGUCCUCGAUUGCACACUUGACUUGUCAACUGAAUUGUUCAUCCUCUCCACCGCUGCCCGUGUCGGGACCGACGCAGCCUGCUCUUAUCAUGUUCACAUCCGGCACGACUAGUACACCAAAAGGCUGUCGCCUUACUUUUGCCAAUAUUCACGCUGAAAUUGCAGGGCAUCGCGCAUUCGCAAGUAGUAGCUGGUCUUCCGCAGCGAGGUUCCUCGUGACUACCAGCGUCUUUCGGCCAUUAUGCUAUCUUGGGUGCUUGAGCUCGUGGACUGCUGGCGGAAGUGUCAUCUUUACAGCAUCUACUUUCGACCCAACGGCAGUGGUAGAGGGGGUGAAGGCGGAGAGAGCGACGCACCUCAUGAUGGUGCCGACGCAACUGCACGCGCUGAUAAACGAAUUCGUGCAGCAACAGCACUCUCUGGAACACGAGCUCCUGUUCGUUACGUCAGCAGGCGAUGUUUCAGAGAGAGAGCUGAUCAGUAACGCUCGACAAGUCUUGAAGCCGCGUCGAUUCGUUCCCCAUUGGGGCGCGACAGAAGGUUCGCCUCUGUUUGGCUUUUCAGUUAUAGAAAACACAUCGGCCUCACUCCCGAUGUUGGAAAGUGGUGCUACAGGUAUCGGCCGCGCCUUACCAGGAACCAAAGCGAAGAUUUGCUUGGCAAACGAGUCGCCUCCAACGCUUGUGCCAAGGGGGACCCGGGGCGAGCUUCACGUGUCUUCUCCUGCGUUGAUUCAGGGGUACCUAGGCGGUGUGUCAAGCUCCAGCUUUUACGAAGAUGCACAAGUAAAUUGGUUCCGAACUGGCGAUUGGGCGGUGAUGAAUGACGAAGGUGUGGUGUAUGUAGUUGGGAGGAUCAAAGACACGAUCAAGUGUAAAGGAAUCGGCCUAUUUCCUCCAGUGAUUGAAGGAUAUCUAAAGGAUUUCUUCGGCAUCCAAGCAACGGUUGUUGGUGUUCCUGACAUCGAGUACGGAGAGAAGCCUGUUGCUAUCUUGAUUUCAAUGCCACCAAAAAUCGCAGAUGAAGUGGACGGUCAUCCCACCAAGACUAGAUUGAGCUCAUCGAAUCAUACCAAGUCAAAGGGAACCGAAGCUAUUCGGCGAGCGAUGAUUCGUUGCGUCUCAGACCACCUUGGUACAGAGUAUAUGCUGGGAGCAAUUUAUACGCUUGAAGAGUUGGGAUUAGAUGACUGGCCGUUAAAUAUCUCAGGAAAGCUAGACAAGAAUAUGCUUCGACAUUGUGUUGUAAAUAAGGCAAUGGGAAGUGGCUAA
Penicillium cosmopolitanum is the source of this 1833-nucleotide messenger RNA. Its product is annotated as class I adenylate-forming enzyme family protein. The transcript has 2 exons. Bases 1 to 1833 code for a protein of 610 amino acids. Gene Ontology annotation, biological process: fatty acid metabolic process. The record is from RefSeq and is a predicted model, not a curated record. NCBI's taxonomy places the organism in Eukaryota, Fungi, Ascomycota, Eurotiomycetes, Eurotiales, Aspergillaceae. Gene Ontology annotation, molecular function: medium-chain fatty acid-CoA ligase activity.